Messenger RNA from Stegodyphus dumicola, 1573 nucleotides. RefSeq lists its product as uncharacterized. The record is from RefSeq and is a predicted model, not a curated record. Lineage: Eukaryota; Metazoa; Arthropoda; Arachnida; Araneae; Eresidae.
UUGCCUCUUGUUUUACAUAUCAAUUUGUCAUAAUGGAAGAGACUGAAGAACGAGCAGAAAAUGUUUUAUUAUACAAAUCAAGACGGGCUAGCGAACCGUAUGGCAAUGAACGAAAAUCAUCAUCGAUGUUGUUUAGUACGACGAAUAAGAUACCAUUAUUAGAAGUUCCAAACACUGAAAAUGUUAGAAAGUUAUCGUCACUAACAAGCGGAUCAGGGAGUAGAUCUACAUCUAGAUUAGGAAGCACUGACAGCAGAUCCUCAGCUGCGGUGCAAGAACUAAAUUCGAUACUAGAAAGAUAUGACGAGAGGGACAUUAACAGUAUUCUCAAUCCCUUGGAUCCAAAUUCAAACAGCAGAAUCAAUGAAAUUGCUUCUCAGCUUCAACAAAUAGUAGAUGACGAAGAAUUAGAUUUUUCUGGAACACAAACGCAGAUUGCUAGAUCAAGAAUUUCACUUCUUGAGAACAAGUAUGCUUUAGAGUAUGAAAAAUUUGUGAAGCUUGUAUACGCUUGGAAACCAAAACGAUAUAGUCUGCUAAAUUUACUAAAAACAUCAGUUGAUAUCAUAAAUAGAAAUUCUAAGAUAUUCACUGCUGCGCGCCUUUUGUCCGCAUCGGUUGACAUUACAGGCUCUGUAGGUGGUUUGUUGUUAAAUUCAGAGUCUCCUUGGAGAAGCAAAGCCUUCCUUGCUGCCACUGUUUGUGGAGCUAGUGGUCUGUUUUGCACAGUUUAUGAGGUACAGAGAACAAAAAAUUUGCAGACAGAAAUUUUAAAUUCCACAGAAGAAGAUCAAGAAUUAUUCGAACCUAUAGCUGAUUGGUUCAAUCAGUCGGAAGACUUUGAUGCUGCAAUCCAGAGCUUGUUUCCAUACGGGAUAGAUAAAAGUAUAGUUAGAGAAAUUCAACAUUCAACAAUGCAGCUUAACAAUUACAGGAAACUUUUCAAUGCUGCGCUUGUAACUAAUGGUAGAAGAGACAGAAAUCUUAUCAAAGAUGCAGAUUUCCUUUGCAGUCUACAGCUGUUUGCCAAUAGUGAAGUUGGUGUCAAGUGGUUAGAAAGAGUCAUGCACCGGGAACAUCCCCUGGAGCUAGAUAUUGCAAGAAUGACCAUGCAAGUCGAAUUUGGUCAAGCAAGUGGUAUUAUUUGGCAGAGUAUUCCUGCAUUACCUUUAGAACAACAAAGGUUAAAUUCAGUGCCUGUACUUGGAAGAAUAUGCUUGAAUAUAUUAACGAUAUAUGAUUCUGUAAGUGACCUCAAACUCGGUUCGAAGUCCAAAUAUUCUAGAACACUGAGAAAGCUAUCUCGAAAAAUGGAAACUGAGCUAGAUAUGAUCACAAAAUUAGUUGAAGACUUAAGACCAAACAGACAAGCUGGAAAUAUGCCACAGAGAAGAGAAACAGAACUUUAAUGAUAAUUUAUAUAGUUUGAUAUUCAGAUAAUAUAGAUAAUUUGAUCAAUCAGUUAUUUAUACAAUGAAUUUUAUUAUUCAAAUCAUUGAAAGUGUUUUAAGUCAUUAGUACUUUGAAAUGGCGAUAAUAAAACUCUCAAGGAAUAAAUUCGUCUCACAGGGAA